UCACUCAUCAAGUACACAUCAUCAAAACUUUUCGGCCCCACAAGUUAUCAAAAUUCUAGUAUUCCAUAGAAGCAAAACCUAAAAACCAAAUCAUUAACUCAAAAUUUAAGUGAUUCUCUACGAAAAAAUUGAAAUAGUCCAAAAUGAGCAAACAAGCGUGCGUUAAGAAUGCCGAUAUGAGCGAUGAGAUGCAAAAGGAUGCUCUGAACUGUGGCAUACAAGCAAUAGAGCUGUAUCAAGUUGAAAAGGACAUCGCAGCUUAUAUCAAAAAAGAAUUCGAUAAGAGGUACCAACCAACAUGGCACUGUGUUGUCGGUAAGAACUUCGGCUCAUACGUAACACAUGAAACAAGAAAUUUCAUCUACUUCUACGUUGGUCAGACGGCCAUUUUACUCUACAAGAGUGGUUGAAACCCGUCACAUGUGCGUUUGCCGUUUUGUCACAUCCAGGAUAUCAUAAUUCAAGAUAGACAAGAAAUGUCUACAAAGCAAGUGAUGUUAAGAAGAU
Messenger RNA from Psylliodes chrysocephalus, 507 nucleotides. NCBI's taxonomy places the organism in Eukaryota, Metazoa, Arthropoda, Insecta, Coleoptera, Chrysomelidae. The record is from the annotation of a GenBank genome assembly.